GCUCUCGAGAACAUGCAGCUAAAUGCAACCAAGGACCUACCAAGAAUAAAGGGUGAUAUAUUAUUAGGUGGUUCUGGGCUGUGAAAUGAACAGGCCAGACUAACAUCUGGAAAGAGAGCGAGAUGACUUUGCACCACAAGAAAGCGAGAGAGAAUUAUCUGUCACACGCUGGGUAGGCGGAAGUUGUUGGCAAACCAACGCGACUUUGCUUUUCUCAAGGAAGCUCAGACGUCAGUAGAGCAACGUCUCUUCCCCGGGGCUCAUAAUCUGGAGCAGGAAAAAGGACCCACGCUACGGACCCCCUGUGUGGAUGCAAACCUCACACCUGAAGCCGGGAUGUCUCUCAAAUUUUCUCGUCACUGGGAUUUCCAUCUGAAGAAGGAAAUAUCCAAAAUAGUUCGCUCGCAGAGCAUGAUGGCUGUUGAUGCAAAAGGCUCCAGCACUUGGCUUCAGCCCCCCAACCCUCUGGAGCGCCCCUUGAAAACUGGCUGGCUGAAGAAGCAGCGAUCCAUCGUCAAGAACUGGCAACAGAGGUUCUUCGUGCUGAAGGGGCAGCACCUGCAUUAUUACAAGGAAGAGGACGACCUGAAGCCCCAGGGUUCCUUACGACUUCAGGGCUGCACCAUCAGAGAAGUGGCUUCUGGGUCCGAUGAAGCUGGAAAAUUUAUCUUUGAAAUCAUUCCAGGGCUUUCAGGAGAGCAAACUCGAACUGGGCCAGACUCCUUUGUGCUGAUGGCGAAUUCUCAGGCUGACAUGGAGGAGUGGGUCAAGCUGCUGCGGAGAGUGGUUGGCUCCCCAUUAGGAGUGGUCUUUGGACAACAGCUGGGGGACACCAUGAUGUAUGAACAGCGAUUUGGGCAGCAUCAGGUUCCUAUCUUGGUGGAGACGUGUGCAGAAUUCAUCCGGAAGAAUGGCCUGAGUGAGGAAGGUGUUUUCCGACUGCCUGGCCAAGACAAUUUGGUGAAGAAACUGCGGGAUGCAUUCGAUGCCGGAGAGAGACCUUCGUUUGACCAAGACACGGAUGUGCACACCGUGGCUUCUUUGUUUAAGCUUUACCUACGAGAACUUCCUGAACCGGUCGUUCCUUGGAGCCAAUACGAGGAGUUUCUCUUGUGUGGUCAACUUCUAACGUCGGAUGAAGGCAAGGGUCACCCACAACUAGUGAAGCAGCUGGCACAUUUACCCCCGGACAACUAUAACCUUCUGAGUUACAUCUGCCGGUUCCUGCAUGAAGUCCAGCAGAGUUCUGACACCAACAAGAUGAGUGUGGAGAACCUGGCAACCGUGUUUGGGGUGAACCUCAUCCGGCCCCAGAUGGAAGAUCCAGUGACGAUUAUGAGAGGGACUCCCCAGAUUCAGAAAGUGAUGACCACAAUGAUCAGUGACCACGAGAAGCUCUUCCCAGGGGUCAAAGAUGCAAGGCCUUCUCCGCCUCCCUCCGAAAGCAGUUCCACCAAAGCUCCGGUGCUUCGGAGUUCCGUCGGUUGGGACGCUGUACAGAGGCCAUCCAUGACCUGGAGAGACAACAAGAGCCUGUUGCAAAUUAAAGACGAUCUCGAAGCUUCCAACUCCAAAUUAAGCGACGGUUUGGCUCCAUCGGCAGAAGAUGAAGGAGAACCUCAGUCUAGGGAGACCCAGGCCAUGCGAAAGAGGACUCAGACAGUUCCAAACAGGAAAUGCAUUGAGAGUUUUUCUUCCAACAGGCGGCACCAAAACAUGGACAGAAGUGACAUUUUCAGUAGCAACUUUUGGUCAUCAUCAUCCUCUUCAUCCAUGGUCCAGCCCGGUCCUAAUUCUCCCUCAAGAGGUCACAAAAGAACUUUGUCUCAGGGAAUUUCUAAACUGUUUAGCUUCACACAACCUUCAGACUCUGGCAGUCUCUGCAGCGUAGAGCAGGGUGCCGCAAGUGAGGCCGACCAGAGUUCUUCAGGCCAACGAGGAGAAGAUUUUGGAACGUGUUUACAAGUGAAUGACCCUCCCAGGUCUAAAGAAAAUGGCACCACGAUUCUGGAGGUCCCGUUUGAGGUGGACAACGUUUAUCCAGAAGAUCCUGAACUGCUUAAGAAGAUGAUAGCGGAGCUGAAAGGGGAGAUGGUGGCACAGAAAAAUAGCUACGAGGAGCAAAUGAGAAGCCUUGAGAAGGAAAACUUUGAAGUCUGGACCAAAGUGCUGAGGCUUAAUAAAGAGAUGGAAGAAGAAAAGACUAAAUUUGCAGAGCUGGAAUCUGAGCUCCAGAACCUUAAACAUUCCAGGAAGGUCAACGAGGAGAACCAACACGACAAAGACUUGUUGAAGUCCACAGGCCAGGUGCCUGCAAAGACAGAGUGUGCAGAACAACUGUGAUUCCUCUCUGGCAAAGGACCGGUGUACUUACACUUGUGUAAAUUCAAUACAGAACCCCUGGUGGGUUCACCAAAGCUGGAAUUCCGUUCUCUCAGGAUGGUUGAUUCUGGCGGCUCUGUGUAUAUUACUUUUUCAACUAAGACUUUUUAUUCCUGUUUGCGAAUGAUAAAAACAAAAUACAGAGGUGUCUUAAAUAAGUAAACUUGCUAUCUGGCUGUA
Pantherophis guttatus is the source of this 2562-nucleotide messenger RNA. RefSeq names its product Rho GTPase activating protein 25 (gene ARHGAP25). Gene Ontology annotation, cellular component: phagocytic cup. Gene Ontology annotation, biological process: signal transduction; activation of GTPase activity; actin filament organization. NCBI's taxonomy places the organism in Eukaryota, Metazoa, Chordata, Lepidosauria, Squamata, Colubridae. Gene Ontology annotation, molecular function: GTPase activator activity. The record is from RefSeq and is a predicted model, not a curated record.